UGUGAAUGGACGGUUAUGAUUUCGUCGAUCGACGGUCGGAUCCGGCCCGAUGAUCUACACAGCGGCGGAGCUCUAAACCCUUCGAACUCUCUCAUCGUCGUCUUCGUCUUCGUCUCCGUCUCCAUCUCUCACACUCCGAAGCGAAAUCGAAAUCGAGAGCCGUGGAGCGAAUCCGCCAUGUCCACGCUCGAGAUCGAAGCUCGCGAUGUGAUAAAAAUCGUCCUUCAGUUCUGCAAAGAGAACUCUUUGCACCAGACCUUCCAGACAUUACAGAGCGAAUGCCAAGUCUCAUUAAACACAGUGGACAGUCUCGAAACAUUUGUAGCCGAUAUAAAUAGUGGAAGAUGGGAUGCAAUACUGCCUCAAGUGGCACAGCUAAAGCUGUCUAGGAAGAAAUUGGAAGACUUAUAUGAACAGAUUGUUUUGGAAAUGAUUGAGCUCCGUGAGUUGGACACUGCACGCGCUAUUCUGAGGCAAACUCAGGUCAUGGGUGUGAUGAAACAAGAGCAACCCGAAAGAUAUUUACGCCUUGAGCAUCUCUUAGUUCGAACAUACUUUGAUCCCAAUGAGGCUUACCAAGAAUCAACUAAGGAGAAGAGGCGUGCUCAAAUUGCACAAGCUAUUGCUACUGAGGUUUCUGUGGUCCCACCAUCUCGGUUAAUGGCAUUAAUUGGUCAGGCUUUAAAGUGGCAGCAACAUCAAGGACUGCUACCCCCAGGCACACAAUUUGAUCUAUUUCGAGGAACUGCAGCAAUGAAGCAAGAUGAAGAAGAAACGUACCCAACAACUUUAGUACACCAAAUAAAGUUUGGGAAGAAAAGUAAUCCUGAAUGUGCGCGAUUCUCACCAGAUGGUCAGUACCUUGUAUCAUGCUCAGUGGAUGGACUUAUCGAAGUUUGGGAUUACAUAAGUGGGAAGCUUAAAAAAGAUCUUCAGUAUCAAGCUGAUGAAAGUUACAUGGUACAUGAUGAAGCUGUGCUCUGCCUUGAUUUUAGCAGAGAUUCGGAAAUGCUAGCAUCUGGAUCACAAGAUGGAAAGAUUAAGGUUUGGCGUAUCAGAACCGGUCAGUGCUUGCGGCGUCUUGAGAGAGCACAUUCUCGUGGUGUUACUAGUCUUUCAUUCUCACGUGACGGAACACAGCUACUAAGUGCAUCCUUUGACAGCACUGCAAGAAUUCACGGUCUCAAGUCAGGGAAGAUGUUGAAGGAAUUCCGAGGUCACACCUCUUAUGUGAAUAAUGCAAUUUACACAAAUGAUGGUAGCCGUGUUAUCACUGCUUCAAGUGAUUGUACUGUCAAGGUGUGGGAUAUGAAAAGUACAGAUUGUCUACACACAUUCAAGCCACCACCUCCUUUAAGGGGAGGAGAUGCUUCGGUGAACUCCGUUCAUUUGUUUCCCAAAAAUACUGAGCACAUUGUUGUGUGUAAUAAAACAUCGUCGAUAUAUAUCAUGACUCUUCAAGGCCAGGUUGUAAAAAGUUUCUCAUCUGGUAAGCGGGAAGGGGGAGAUUUUGUUGCGGCCUGCGUCUCCCCGAAAGGAGAAUGGAUAUACUGUGUUGGUGAAGAUAUGAACAUUUAUUGUUUCAGUCAUCAAACUGGCAAGCUGGAACAUCUAAUGAAGGUCCACGAGAAAGACGUAAUCGGAGUCACCCAUCACCCUCACAGGAACUUGGUGGUCACCUACGGCGAAGAUUGUACCAUGAAAAUAUGGAAGCCUUGAUUUGGUCGGCACGGAUUCGCGCUUUCCAGUUCCGGAGUGUUGGCCUAGUUUGUACACUUUUUUUUUGUAUUUUUCAUAUCUUUAUUUUUCGUAGUUUCAAGUGUAGUAUGUAGGGGAAAGAUGAUGGUUUAUCGGAAUGAAUUUAUGUAGUUGACGGGAAAGAGGAUGAUGAAGGAACAGUCCAUAUGAUUAGAGUAGCACUUGGGUUGGAAAAGGGUGAUUGGUAGAUCAUUUUAUAUUGAGAAAGAACCGCCGCGAUUCUACC
Messenger RNA from Ananas comosus (pineapple), 1984 nucleotides. RefSeq names its product suppressor of mec-8 and unc-52 protein homolog 1. The transcript is spliced from 16 exons. Lineage: Eukaryota; Viridiplantae; Streptophyta; Magnoliopsida; Poales; Bromeliaceae. Gene Ontology annotation, molecular function: protein binding. Gene Ontology annotation, biological process: mRNA splicing, via spliceosome. Gene Ontology annotation, cellular component: precatalytic spliceosome. Bases 16 to 1719 code for a protein of 567 amino acids. The record is from RefSeq and is a predicted model, not a curated record.